CGCCCCGGCCCGGCGGGAUGGCGGAGGGCUGAGCCCCGCACCAGCCCGAGCGGCCGGCAGCGGCAUGGAGGCGGCGGGGCCGUGCCCGCUGCCCGCUAACGAGUCGUCGGCGGGCGGGCGAUGCGGCGCGGCGGGCGCCUACCAGGAGGGCACGCCGCUGGGCGGCAAGGUGGUGCUGGCCGCCGCGCUGGCGCUGCUCACGCUGGCCACCAUGCUGUCCAACGCCUUCGUCAUCGCCACCGUGUCCCGCACCAGGAAGCUGCACACGCCGGCCAACUAUCUCAUCGCCUCGCUGGCCGUCACCGACCUGCUGGUGGCCAUCCUGGUCAUGCCCGUGAGCACCGUGUACACCGUGACGGGCAAGUGGACGCUGGGCCAGGUGGUGUGCGACGUGUGGCUGUCCUCGGACAUCACCUGUUGCACGGCCUCCAUCCUGCACCUCUGUGUCAUCGCGCUGGACCGCUACUGGGCCAUCACGGACGCCGUGGGCUACUCCAGCAAAAGGACUCCCCGGCGGGCGGCCGGCAUGAUCGCGCUGGUCUGGGUCUUCUCCAUCUCCAUCUCCAUGCCGCCGCUCUUCUGGCGCCAGGCCAAGGCGGACGAGGUGUCGGACUGCGUGGUGAACACGGACCACAUCCUCUACACCGUCUACUCCACGGUGGGCGCCUUCUACCUGCCCACGCUGCUGCUCAUCGCCCUCUACGGCCGCAUCUACGUGGAGGCCCGCUCCCGCAUCCUGAAGCAGACGCCCAAGAAAGCGGGCAAGCGCUUCACCCGGGCGCACCUCAUCACGGACUCCCCCGGCUCCUCCUCGUCCGUCACCUCCAUCAACUCCAAGGCCCCCGAGCCGGGCAGCGACGCGGGCUCGCCCGUGUACAUGAACCAGGUCAAGGUGAAGGUCUCCGACGCCCUGCUGGAGAAGAAGAAGCUCACGGCCGCCAGGGAGCGGAAAGCCACCAAGACUCUGGGGAUUAUCCUGGGCGCCUUCAUCGUCUGCUGGCUGCCCUUCUUCAUCAUCUCCCUGGUGCUGCCCAUUUGCAAGGAUGCGUGCUGGUUCCACAUGGCCAUCUUUGACUUUUUCACGUGGCUCGGAUAUCUCAACUCCCUCAUCAACCCCAUCAUCUACACCAUGUCCAACGAAGACUUCAAGCAAGCGUUUCAGAAACUGAUCCGCUUCCGAUGCAGCGGCUGAACGCGGAUCGGCCUGGACGCUCCGGAGCGGCUUGAAUGCGCAUUCGUGUCCGAUUCCGCAG
Alligator mississippiensis (American alligator) is the source of this 1253-nucleotide messenger RNA. It is a transcript of the gene HTR1B, whose product is annotated as 5-hydroxytryptamine receptor 1B. Gene Ontology annotation, cellular component: plasma membrane. The coding region runs from base 65 to 1192 and encodes 375 amino acids. Gene Ontology annotation, biological process: bone remodeling; vasoconstriction; adenylate cyclase-activating adrenergic receptor signaling pathway. Gene Ontology annotation, molecular function: G protein-coupled serotonin receptor activity. Lineage: Eukaryota; Metazoa; Chordata; Crocodylia; Alligatoridae. The record is from RefSeq and is a predicted model, not a curated record. The transcript has a single exon.